Musca vetustissima is the source of this 588-nucleotide messenger RNA. RefSeq lists its product as uncharacterized. The transcript has 2 exons. The record is from RefSeq and is a predicted model, not a curated record. NCBI's taxonomy places the organism in Eukaryota, Metazoa, Arthropoda, Insecta, Diptera, Muscidae. The coding region runs from base 1 to 588 and encodes 195 amino acids.
AUGCGUGGAUUUAUGGUUUUGUGUUUGGUUGCAUUGGCCUCUGCCUCUCAUCAAGGAUAUAAUUAUCCUACCCAAUCCAAUGCUGCUACUGGUGGUCUUUACGGAGCCCAACCUUUGAUUACAAAACGUUUCUUCAUUCACUCAGCACCUGAGGAAGAGGGCGUUGAAGUCCAAAAUCAUGAUAUUGCUGUCGGAACACCACGCAAAAAUUACAAUGUAGUUUUCGUUAAGGCUCCAGCUGAAAAACAACAAAAGAUCAAGGUCCGCGUCACACCAGCUGUUAAUGAAGAAAAAACUGCCGUCUAUGUGCUGUCCAAGAAAAAUGAUGCUCCCAUUGUGGAAACUUUUGUUCAAGAACCUUCGACCACUACCAGUAAGCCUGAAGUUGCUUUCAUUAAAUAUCGUACCAACGAAGAAGCUGAACAUGCUCAACAUCAUAUCCGUGCUGAGUAUGAGCGUUUGGGUGGUACCACCAGUGUUUCGGAUGAAGGUGUAUCUGCCAUAAAAUCGGUUAUUGGUAUUUUGGAUGGUUUACAACAACAAGGGGCUGUUUCGUCAAAUUAUUUACCACCAGCAAAGAGACAUUAA